CUGACGCAUUCAUGAGAGACGGGAAGGUAAAAUGCCUCCGUGAGAAAAGAGAGAGGGGGGAGUGUGAAAAAUACAUUUAAGCUGUAUGCAUGUGUGUUUUAUAAAGUGGGGAGAGCAGAACUGGAAAGUGUUUUUUUCCCCCUCCCCCCUGAGCUCGGCGACCUUGCGGGACGGGAGCCGUGGCGUGACGGCUCAGCUCCACCCCCACCCCCCCCCCGUGGCGCCGCGGGUGGGAUCCGGGCGAGCGAGCGGCGGCGCCGCAGUCCUGCCGUCCUGUAGCCUGUAGCCUGUGUGCGUGUGCCGGCUGGCUGUCUGGCUGGGUAGGGUAGCCUGGGCGAACAGUGUCCGCGACAGCCGCCGCUGGAAUCGGGGCAGAACCUGCACGUCGAGGCGGGGAGAUGGGGAACCGAGUGGCCCGGGACGACUACGAGUGGGUCUACACGGACCAGCCGCACGCCGACCGCAGGAAGGAGAUCCUGGCGAAGUACCCGGAGAUCAAGUCCCUCAUGGGCCCUGACCCCAGGAUCAAGUGGAUCGUGUGCAUGAUGUUGCUGGUCCAGUUCCUGGCGUUCUACCUGGUCAAAGACCUGGACUGGAAGUGGGUGCUGUUCUGGACUUACGCUUUCGGCAGCUGCAUCAACCACUCCAUGACGCUGGCCAUCCACGAAAUCUCCCACAACACGGCCUUCGGCAACAACCGGGCCAUGUGGAACCGCUGGUUUGCCAUCUUCGCCAACCUGCCCAUUGGCCUCCCUUAUUCUGCCUUCUUCAAGAGGUACCACCUGGACCACCACCGCUACCUGGGCGGCGACGGCAUCGACGUGGACAUCCCCACCGCCUUCGAGGGCUGGUUCUUCUGCACGCGCUUCCGCAAGUUUGUCUGGAUCAUCCUGCAGCCCCUCUUCUACGCCGUCCGCCCGCUCUGCAUCAACCCCAAGCCCGUCAGCCGCCUGGAGAUCAUCAACCUGGCCGUGCAGGUGGCCUUCGACGCAGGCCUGUAUUACCUGUGGGGCAUCAAGCCCCUGGUGUACAUGCUGGCUGGCUCGAUGCUGGGCAUGGGCCUGCACCCCAUCUCCGGCCACUUCAUCGCCGAGCACUACAUGUUCCUCAAGGGCCACGAGACCUACUCCUACUACGGCUCCCUCAACCUGCUCACGUUCAACGUGGGCUACCACAACGAGCACCACGACUUCCCCAGCAUCCCCGGACGCAGGCUGCCUCUGGUGAAGAAGAUUGCAGCUGAGUACUACGAUGACCUGCCACACUACACCUCCUGGGUGAAAGUACUGUAUGAUUUUAUCAUGGAUGACACUCUGAGUCCCUACUCUCGUGUGAAGAGAAAGCUGAAGGGAGAGAUCAAGCAGGAGUGAACUCUUCACUGAAUCCUGAUGCCAUCAAAGCCCCAGACUGCUCUCACCCUGUCCUGCAACAGCAGCAAUGUCUUUUUUUAUGUAUCCUGCUAUAAAUAUGUGUAUAUGUAUACAAAUUCCAGUGUACAUCUUGUUUCCUUUUAGCUUUUCAAAAUGAGACCACAGAAAGGGGUUUCUUUCUUAAAUCCUGAACGGGACUUUCCUCUGUCGGCAAUAUGACAACCAUUCACAAGAAGAGCGAAAGAAUAAUGUCAUGUAUUUGUAUGUAUAUACGUUUUAACUUAAAGAACAGACCAAAUUAUUUGGCAUCGGAUGCUGUUUUUAUCACGGGGUACAAUCCCUUGAGUAAAAAGGGUUGGAAUGGUUUGAGCCAUGUAUUACCCUGUGGCCUAGCCCACAGUCUAAAUCUGCUGUAGGCUCUUGAAAAUAAGAAACAGGUUCUGCGCUUUUAAUUCCUUGUGCAUCUCCUUGUAGUGACAGUGAGUUCUAGGAUCCAGCAUGGACAAGGUGACAGGGGUGGGAGGGGGGGGUCUCCGUAUUGAGCUCCAGAUGUUUAGUUCACUGGAUGGCCAGGAGUGGUAUCUGUGAGGUGAAGGUGAAUUGGGAUUAGACCCCUGUGCUCUGCUUCAGGGAAAGGGAUGGCCUGUUCCAAAACCAUUUUAAAUCUUGAAAAGACAGCUCCUAGUGUAAAUGUUUGUUGUUUUUUUUUUUUUUUUUAAUGGGGGAUAAAAACAUUUAAACUGUUUAAACUAUUCCAUUUCUUAUUUAAGUGUUUAAAAAUGUGCAUUCGCCAGUCUGGGGUUAUCAGGCAUGGUUGAGUGUAGUUUGUGUGCAAGACCAUAUUCUCGUUGCACCUUCGUUGUGACUCAUACAGGUAAAUCUCAGUGCUUUCAUAACCCUCCUAUUUUAGCAAACCAUUUAACUAUGCUCUAAAGAUUUGUCAUCAGAGUAUGAUGCAAUUGGCUUAUUUUACACUAAAAAAACAAAUGUGUUCAAGUACUGCAAAGAUUCAAGUUUUUUUUUUUAAUGCUUCAAAAUCCAGAUUUAGGUUUAGACUUAAAGCUGUCAGGGUGGAUUACUUUCUGAAAACCCAGGAUGGGUUUUUAAACUUGAGAAUUUUUAACUAUUGUAUAGACCUUAUACUUGAUUAGAGAUCUGUAAUGUGGUAGGGUUUUUUUGCUUUGAAAAUGUCAUCAUUAUUAAGAAGUCUUUAACUGCAGUAACCCUGCUGUAGUUGAAGUGCUACAUGCCACCACCAGCAAAGUCUUUUGAGGGUUAUUACAUGUCAAUGCAGUUAGUAUACUUGAAUUUAUAUCUAUAAAGCUUUUGUGCUAAAACUGCAGAUAAAAUAAAUUCCUGUAUCUUGAUAGGCCAAAAACUUUCACUGCACGUGUAGGUGUCAGUACAUGUGCAUUUAGAAUCUGAAAUACCACCAAUUUGAUCUUUACAAGUGUCCUUAACAUUACGAGAGAGAAUGCAGCAAACGUUUUCUGCUUCAAAAUGGCUUCUGUCGCUUUUGUAAUGCGCACUUAGAGUAAUGAAGCUGUAUGUUUUGACCAUAGCAGUAUUACAAGAACUUGAGGGAAAGCAUGUGAAAAGAACAGCUUUUAUUUGAAUGGCUUUGAGGGCUUCACGCCUGGUAGGGAGCUGUGGCGUGCGAGUGAACUCGAUGCUUUCUCUCCAAGUGGCCGCAAUCUCCAUCCUUGGCGUGUCAUACUCUGCGUAUGUAUGCUUUGCUAAAUCUGUUUAAUAAAUUGUAUUAAAAUGUA
Molecule: messenger RNA, 3139 nt
Organism: Lepisosteus oculatus (spotted gar)
Lineage: Eukaryota; Metazoa; Chordata; Actinopteri; Semionotiformes; Lepisosteidae
Gene: degs1
Product: delta(4)-desaturase, sphingolipid 1
Biological process (GO): ceramide biosynthetic process
Cellular component (GO): membrane
Molecular function (GO): sphingolipid delta-4 desaturase activity
Source: RefSeq, a predicted model, not a curated record